Venustampulla echinocandica is the source of this 2721-nucleotide messenger RNA. RefSeq lists its product as uncharacterized. Lineage: Eukaryota; Fungi; Ascomycota; Leotiomycetes; Helotiales; Pleuroascaceae. Gene Ontology annotation, molecular function: damaged DNA binding; 5'-3' DNA exonuclease activity. The record is from RefSeq and is a predicted model, not a curated record. Bases 1 to 2721 code for a protein of 906 amino acids. Gene Ontology annotation, biological process: double-strand break repair via nonhomologous end joining; protection from non-homologous end joining at telomere; interstrand cross-link repair. The transcript is spliced from 8 exons.
AUGUCGACUUUCGGUGGUGUUAUGGUCGAGUUCCCUGACAUUCGUGUUGACUACUUCCGCCAAAUUCCAAACCGCCGUCCUCCGCUGGCAUGCUUCUUAAGCCAUGUGCACAGUGACCAUCUCGCUGGGCUCGAGAACUUCAAAUCUCCCUUCAUCUACUGCUCCACAGCUACAAGAGAGCUUUUACUCCGGCUGGAGAGAUAUCCUCACAGGCUGAACUUUGCACUCGGUAUUCUCGAGUCAAGAAAACAGCAGUACAAGCAUCUAAAGAACCUUCUCAAGCCCAUACCUCUAGAAACUCCAACUCGUAUCGAGCUAAACCCCGGAAAUGAGAUACAAGUUACUUUAUUUGAUGCCAAUCAUUGUACCGGUGCGGUAAUGUUUUUGUUCGAGGACAACGACAGAGCCGUUUUAUAUACUGGAGAUAUUCGAUCCGAGCCAUGGUUUGUUAAUUCAUUAACACGAAAUCCACUUCUGAUAGAGUACACUACCGGUUUGAAGACCCUCGAUUGCAUCUAUCUAGAUACCAGUAACCUCGAUGACAAAGUCUUCCCUACCAAAGCCGACGGGUUAAAAGAGCUUUUACAAAAGGUUUCCGAAUAUCCAAAAGAUGUCACUUUCUAUUUCUCCGCCUGGACAUUUGGCUAUGAGGAGGUCUGGAUGGCCCUGUGUCGCGCUCUCAAAUCACAAAUCCAUGUCGACAAGUAUAAGAUGAAACUAUAUCAAUCCAUUGGAGGAGAUGCUCUGGAUGCUAGUCCAUGUGGGACAUUCCUUCCACAUGAUGGCCCGGUACUUGCAGGGUACAAAUGUGGAAAUACACCGCAACCGGGAUGUUUAACCACCGACCAAAGCGCUCGAAUCCACAGCUGUGAAAAAGGUAUGAAGUGCUCUGCAAUUAACGAUAAGACUAUCUGGAUCAGACCUAUAGUUACAAGAUCGAAAAAUAAAACCGAGAUUGCCGAGGUUGGUGUUGGCGGGGGAGGAGGCGAUUUAACUCAACGGCCUGAGCUUGAGCUUGAUAACGAUUCUAUUCUCGAUCAGCUCCUUAAUCUAUUUAAAGCCAUCGAGGAUCCUAUUGUCGCCGAUAUCAAGAAUAUGCUUCUUACCGGACUUCGAUCGAAAGGGAGAGCUAUUUCGCUUGACGAUAUGGGGCUCGGCAAUGAGGAAGAUGAGCUGUCUCUUGUAGAUCUGGCCAAGGUUAUUGUAAAGUCUGUAUCGGAGAAGCGGCAUUCUACUCUCGCCCAUGCCAUCGAUGAGAACGGGCGGGACCACACUCUUCCUAGAGUUAUCACCUUCCCGUACUCGCGUCAUUCUUCUUACCCUGAACUCUGUAGCCUGGUCAAGGUGUUUCGACCAAAAGAUGUGUACCCGUGUACGGUUGAUGAAGAUAACUGGCACGAAGGCCUUAGCAUCAGAUCUCUAUUCGGACGAGAAUGCUCAGCCACUAUAUUUCGUCACGACUUAGAGAUGCAGGGGAUACAAGCAAAGAGAGCUGCGCAACUCAUAAGCCAGCAGACGUAUAUCCCAGAAAGCCUGCAGUCAUCGUGGCCCGAUGAUUCUGCUUCUGCCUCUCUUAGCUCACACUGCCAGAACUUGCGACGCAAGGCUAUAUCUGAUGGCUUGACAGGAGGACGACUUAAGCGUUCCCGACUAGAACUCGAUGGAUUCAGCUCAUCUCAACCGGAGUCAGAAUCCGCUCCUGCUAAAGAGUUAGAAAAUGCUACACCGGUUGGCCCUGUUGGGCAGCUCCCAAUUGCCCCGGCGAGCCUCUGGAAUCCGUCUUCUCACGCAAACAAUGUUAAUUCAACUACGAUCGAUGAUAAUGGUGUCAACGUCUCGUCUCGCCCUUCAUCGCGAGCCGCUUUCUCCGCAUUUAGGAAUGAUGAUGGAACAGAGAUCGAGUAUGGAAGUCCUGCGCUUUCAUGGGAUCAUGACUAUAUGGAUAAUGGCACGUUCUUCGAUGCAAUGGAUGAGGUGCUACGUUGCAGACUAUGCGGUUAUGAACUGUGGAGCAAUGCCAUUGGGUUCUGCACUGGUUGCCAAAGCGGCCAAUCUGGAAUUCCGUACUUUGAGAUCCAGGAACCCGAUGCUCAUGCUCCUCCACACUUGGAGCUCAAUGGGUUUUUAGAAGAUGGGCUAGAAGACGACGAUGCCCACGGACAAGAACUUUUCGCAUCCUACCUUGACUGUCACUCCUCGGCAUAUGAUUCUCAAGACGAAAGUGCAGAUUUCGCUGAGUGCUAUGAGGUCAACAGCUUCAUUGAUGAUGGUCCACAAGUAGAUGCCGAGGAUGACGAGGGAUCUUCUAGUGACGGAGAAUCCAUUUACAAGGAGAAAUAUCCUAUACUCGAGUCGGCUCAUGAAAAGCUUGCCCGCGACCAUUUGAAAUUAAAUCAGCAGUACAAUGAUAUAGGCAGCAAAUAUGAUGAUCUGCAAAGCAAACUCUUAGGAUCAGAUUAUCCGAGCAACAGCGAGUUAGAUGAGUUGGAUGGGUUGGAUGAGUUGGAUGAAGAUGGGAUGCAUGUUGUUGAUGUGACAAUUCAUCAGCCGGUGUUGACAGAGGUUGUUGUCCUUUCCCAGGCACAAGACGAAUCCCUUGGCUCACCAAUACAUGGAGAUCAGAUUCAGAAGGCGAUCGAAGCAGCUGAAGAGGUCGAUUGGGCCAAAACCACUCUCGUGUCGGCUCAAAAUAAUCAUACCAGAGCGGAGGUUGAGCUGUAG